UUCCCACUCUUCCCACCAUUUAUAUAGAAAUGCUCCUUCCUUCUUCUUCCUCUUCUCUCUCUCUCUUCUGAGUUUGAGAAAUGGGCAAAGCUUCGAAAUGGUUGAGGGCCCUAUUCGGCGGGAAGAAGCCGGGCCGGGACUCCGACUCCAAGAAGAAAUGGAGAUUCUCCAAGUCCCGAAAGGACGACGGCAACCGCUACGAACCGCCGCACCAGACCAUUAUUCACGGCGGCGAAAAUGGUGCCGCGGCGGUAAGAAACACCGGAAGAGUUUAUUCCGGCGGCUAUUCCACGGCGUACGUUAGCCCGCGAAGAGGAGGCGCACGUUACGGGCGCAGGGAAGUCCGGGCAGCCGUUACCAUUCAAUCCCAUUUCCGCGCUUAUUUGUCGAGACGAGCUCUAAGGGCAUUGAGAGCAUUGGUGAAGCUUCAAGCACUCGUACGCGGCAACAACGAGAGGAAAAAAAUGGCGAAUCAUAUGAGACGGAUGCAAGCUCUUGUUCACGCCCAAGCGCGCGCUCGUGCCUUACGGGUUCUUAAGUCCGAAUUGCAUCAAUCGAGCGCAAAGUUGUCGCACUUUGCGUAUGAUGGUCCAGCUACACCUCAAAGGAUCGAACAAAUGAAGGCGCGAAGCAUUAGAAACGGACAACAUAUGACGUACAAGAGAAGUCCUUCGAAAUCGAGCGGCAAUGUCCUCGACGAAGCGGGGAAGAUGCAUUUCGCUCGUGGCGAUGACGGGAGACAUGACAAGAUUCUCGAAGUCGACACGUGGCGACCGGUCGCGGGGCGUCGACACAUAUUUCACUCGGCGAACCUAAGCCUUAGCUCUGACCAAUAUUGCCAAAGCUUCUCGACUUCCAAAGAAACGCUAUCCGGCGAAGUCCAUUCUUUCGGCGCGCAUAAACACGACCCCGUCGAGCCCGCUUUCUACACUCCCGACAGCAGCCCGCAAGUCUACUACGGAACUUCACGCCGAGCCGCGGCCACACCUAAUAAAACUAAUAGUUUCAAAUCGGGGCCGAGCGGUGGCGGCGGAUACUCCGACCAUCCGAACUACAUGGCGUACACCGAGUCGUCGAAGGCUAAGUCGCGAUCUCUUAGUGCCCCGAAGCAAAGGCCGGCUUCGCACUACGAGCACGUGUACGCGCCGAAGGCUUCGUCGGCGUUGCAUGCCAACUUCGUCGGAAAAGUUUACCCGGGAUCGGGGCGACUCGACCGGCUCGGGAUGCCGGUAGUCGAGGAUGCUGCCCGGUUCAGUGGCUCUUGGUACCGGUUCUAGUAAUGAACCCGGUUCUUGCUUGAAGUUGUGUAUGACUGUGCUUGUCUUCAUUUUGUAUUGAAUAUAAACGUUAACCGGAGUGAUCAUAUAUAUAUAUACUCAUA
This is a messenger RNA of Andrographis paniculata, 1381 nucleotides long. RefSeq names its product protein IQ-DOMAIN 22-like. Gene Ontology annotation, molecular function: protein binding. NCBI's taxonomy places the organism in Eukaryota, Viridiplantae, Streptophyta, Magnoliopsida, Lamiales, Acanthaceae. The transcript is spliced from 4 exons. The record is from RefSeq and is a predicted model, not a curated record. The coding region runs from base 81 to 1277 and encodes 398 amino acids.